AUGGUUCUGGACAUCACCAGCUUCCGCGAACAGGAGGACCCUGACGUCCUCGGCCCUGAUGGCGUGCGCGAGAUUCAGCGCAAGCGCUUCAAGGAUGUGAAAGUCGUGGACACCAUCAUCGCCAUCGAUGAGCAGUGGCGUCAAUGCACGUUUGUCACUGACAAGCUCAACGCGGCCAAGAAUGUCUGCUCCAACACCAUUCGCGACAAGAUGAAGGCCAAGGAGGGCCAGGGCGACACGGACGAGAUCCCGCAGAGCAUCCACGACCUCAUCAAGCAGCUCACCACCAACAAGGCCUCCCUCGACGAUGUCAAGGCGGCGCUCGCGGAGCUGUGUGUGAAGCAGGUGAAGAACCUCAGCAGCCACAUCGACGUCCUCAAGGCCGACAACAAGAAGGCGAUGGAAAAGCACGAUGCUGACCGACAGGAGCUGCUUCGCUCUGUCGGCAACGAGCUGCACGAGUCUGUUCCCGUCCACAGCGACGAGGAGCACAACGCAAUUGUCCGCACCGUCGGCAAGGCUGCCCGCGAGCACUCGAGGAAGAAGUACUCGCACGUUGAUCUGAUUGUGAUGAUUGACGGCGUUGAUUCUGAGCGUGGCGUCAACGCUGCCGGCGGCAGGUGCUACUACCUGCGCGGGCCGGGCGUGUGCCUGGAGAUGGCGCUGGUGUCGUACGCGCUGCAGUUUCUCAUGGCCCGCAAGUUCACCGCACUCUCCCCGCCCCUCUUCAUGCGCAAGGACGCAAUGCAGAAGGUGGCGCAGCUGAGCCAGUUUGACGAGGAGCUGUACAAGGUGACGGGCAAGGCCUCUGAGAUCCAGGGCGACACCGCUGUUGAGGAGAAGUACCUCAUUGCCACCGCCGAGCAGCCCAUCGCCGCCUACCACCAGGAGGAAACAAUCGUCCCAAAGGAUGUGCCGCUGCGGUAUGUGGGUGUGUCGGAGUGCUUCCGGCAGGAGGUUGGCUCCCACGGCCGCGACACCACCGGCAUCUUCCGCGUCCACCAGUUCAAGAAGAUCGAGCAGUUUGUGAUCACGUCCCCGCAUGACGGCGAGUCGUGGAAGAUGAUGGACGAAAUGCUCACAAACGCAGAGGACUUUCUCAAAUCCCUUGGGCUCCCGUACCAGGUUGUGAACAUUGUCUCUGGUGCGCUGAACCUGGCGGCCGCGAAGAAGCUUGACAUUGAGGCGUGGUUCCCCGGCAGCGGCGCGUUCCGUGAGCUGGUGUCGUGCUCCAACUGCACGGACUACCAGGCCCGGCGCCUCAACAUCCGCUACGGCCAGAAGAAGAUGAACGCCCGCACCGAACACGUCCACAUGCUCAACAGCACGCUGUGCGCGACGACGCGGACCAUCUGCUGCAUCCUGGAGAACUUCCAGGUCGGCGACCUCGAGAGCAACGGCGGCAUUGUUGUGCCGGAGGUGCUGCGCCCCUUCAUGCCGGACCAGUACAAGGAGUUUAUCCCCUUUGUCAAGCCCGCUCCAAUCGACGAGGAGGCCGCAAAGGAGGCAGCCAAGAAGGAGGCAGCCGAGAAGGCCGCAGCCAAGAAGGCCGCCAAGAAGGACAAGAAGCAAGCACAGAAGAAGAAGAAGUAG
This is a messenger RNA of Salpingoeca rosetta, 1593 nucleotides long. RefSeq names its product seryl-tRNA synthetase. The record is from RefSeq and is a predicted model, not a curated record. Gene Ontology annotation, molecular function: serine-tRNA ligase activity; tRNA binding; ATP binding. Gene Ontology annotation, biological process: seryl-tRNA aminoacylation. Gene Ontology annotation, cellular component: cytosol. Bases 1 to 1593 code for a protein of 530 amino acids. Lineage: Eukaryota; Choanoflagellata; Craspedida; Salpingoecidae. The transcript is spliced from 14 exons.